AUGGCUUCCGACGCUCGUAAACAGCCAAAAUGGACCCCCCAAGCCCAUGACGCUCGACUGCCCCUAUUGAAGAUCUACAACAGCUUAACGCGGACCAAGAAUGCCUUCAUUCCAGUUGAUCCAACAGGGGAAGUCGUUACGUGGUACGCCUGCGGCCCUACAGUGUACGAAGACGCCCAUCUGGGCCACGCUAAGAAUCGUGUGUCGACCGACAUCAUUCGCCGUAUCAUGAGGGACUAUUUCGGCUUCCGAGUCAAGUUCGUCAUGAAUACCACCGAUAUCGACGACAAGAUUAUCCUCCAGGCUCGUCGUCAACACCUGCUCGCGCGAUUCAAGCAUCAACAUGCUGAGGAAGAGACGGUUAGUGAGACGGUUCUGGCUGAGGUGAAGGCCGCAUUUCUCCAAUAUGUUGGCAAGAAUCUGCCGUCGUUGCCGGGGGAUAUGAACCCAGAGAGCUUCGCCGAGGAAGUCAACAAGGCGUACAAGGAAACGCUACAAAGCCAGAGUGUUACUGUCGAGGAUUUGCUGCUCAGGGCGCAUAUUGGGACAGCACAGUUGGCUGCCGAGGCCGUCCAAAACCCUGGAACAGCGUCUGAGUUCUUCGCCAAAGCUGACGAUGUCCUGCUGCCAUAUCUGGAUGCAUUGCAUGGUGCCUCUAUCGACUCGAACAAUCAUCAGAUUUACCUGGAGCUGAGCCAGAAAUUCGAGCGCCGCUUCUUCGAAGACAUGGAUGCGCUGAACGUCCUGCCUCCCGAUCAACUGACACGUGUGACCCAACAAAUCGUCGACUUUGUAGAGAAGGUUGUGGCGAAUGGUUUCGGGUACGCUACCCCCGAUGGUUCCGUCUACUUCGAUAUCGACUCGUUUGAGAAAGCUGGGCAUAGCUACUCCCGGCUGUAA
Messenger RNA from Podospora pseudopauciseta, 900 nucleotides. RefSeq lists its product as uncharacterized. Gene Ontology annotation, biological process: cysteinyl-tRNA aminoacylation. The record is from RefSeq and is a predicted model, not a curated record. Gene Ontology annotation, cellular component: cytoplasm. NCBI's taxonomy places the organism in Eukaryota, Fungi, Ascomycota, Sordariomycetes, Sordariales, Podosporaceae. Gene Ontology annotation, molecular function: cysteine-tRNA ligase activity; ATP binding.